GUUUGAUUGUAUUAAGUGGCUGUGGAACAUCAGGCCGUAUUGUAUUUCUUUUGGUGACAUCCUUUAAUGAGAUGUUGAAAGCCCAAAAACAGAAACAGAUCUGUUCGUACAUCAUAGCUGGAGGUGACAGGGCCCUGCUGACAUCACAGGAGGCUCCAGAGGAUGACCCGGCGCUGGGAGCUCGCACACUGGACAAGAUUUGUGCAGGAAAGAAGCAUGUUCUGUUCAUUGGAAUAUCCUGUGGCAUGUCGGCACCGUUUGUUGCUGGGCAACUGGAUUUUUGUCUGAAGCACUUAGACGUCUUUACUCCAGUGCUCCUGGGAUUCAAUCCUGUACAUAUGGCGAGGUAG
Molecule: messenger RNA, 350 nt
Organism: Sinocyclocheilus grahami
Lineage: Eukaryota; Metazoa; Chordata; Actinopteri; Cypriniformes; Cyprinidae
Product: glucokinase regulatory protein-like
Exons: 5
Coding region: 72-350 (92 amino acids)
Biological process (GO): carbohydrate derivative metabolic process; response to fructose; glucose homeostasis
Cellular component (GO): cytosol; nucleoplasm
Molecular function (GO): carbohydrate binding; fructose-6-phosphate binding; enzyme inhibitor activity
Source: RefSeq, a predicted model, not a curated record